GUCUCCGGGCACGCUUUCCCCUCUUCCUCUUCCAAGCUUACCCCGCCUCCUGUGUCUUCCCCCCACCUACUCAAGACGCUGGUCCCCUUCUAGAUUCUAGAACCUCCUAGAGGCGAACGGGAGAGCCCGUGGGCGGCGGAAGGGCAUGGCGAUGGCGACGCAGACGGGGUUCGCCGCCUCAAAGGUCCUUAUCCUCGUCGGCGCAGGUCUGACGGGGUCGAUCGUCCUGCGGAAUGGCCGCUUGUCGGAUGUGCUGGCGGAGCUCCAGGAGCUCAUGAAAGGCGUGAAUCUAGGAGAAGGUUCGAGUCCUUAUGACAUUGCCCUUAUCCAAGCACAGAUUCGGAAUUUAGCCCAAGAAGUCAGAGAUUUAACUUUAUCAAGGCCCAUUACCAUAUUGAGUGGAAAAUCUGACUCAGGAGGCAGUUUUUCAUCCUACAUACUGCCAGCAGCUGCUGUUGGAGCAUUAGGGUAUGGCUAUAUGUGGAUCAAGGGAUGGUCCUUGUCAGACGUUAUGUUUGUCACGAAACGCAACAUGGCCAGUGCUGUCGAGAGCAUGUCGAAGCAAUUGGAGCAAGUUUCAUCAGCACUAGCAGCAACAAAAAAACAUCUAACUCAGCGGCUUCAGAAUUUGGAUGGGAAAAUGGAUGAACAAGUCGAGAUCUCCAAACAUAUUCGAAAUGAGGUCAACGAUGUUAAAACUGACCUGUCUCAAAUUGGCUUUGACGUUGAAGCAAUUCAACAGAUGGUAGCCGGAUUGGAAGAGAAGAUAUAUUUACUUGACAAUAAACAGGACGCGGCUAAUGCUGGUAUAUGGUACCUCUGCAAAAUGGCAGGAGGCAUAAAAGAGGGAAUAAAUGCGAAGUUUUUUCAGGAAGCGGAUGAAAAACUCAAGCUUCUAGACCAGGCUCAAACUGAAAAGAAGUCGGUGAAGGGACUCGAGUUAUUUCUAGAGAGCAACGAGGAACUAAAGGCAAUUGACUCGAAGCCAAAUACAGUCACACAGAACGACUCCAAGAAAACCAUGACAACGUUUGAUGUGCCCGUAAAGAGCGCCGCGGUGCACAGGUCAAACAGAUUUUCAUUCCGGAAGGAAGGCCUCGCACUGUGAUCGCAACAUACCUGCCAGUGCCAGCAUGUGAUGUACAUUGCAUUCUUGAUUGCUUUGUUUUGAUAGUAAAUAUAGAAGAAUAACCUGCUUCCGGAGUGAUGGUUUUCCAGGAUAGACAGGCGUGGGCAUUGCUCUGUCGAAGUCAACUUGUAUUUGAUUCGUUUCAUGUUUUGAUUUGAUGUUGUCCGCCCAUAAUUAAGCAAGUGGUGCGGAUGAAUAAAUAUACCGCGUUUUACUUGUCGAA
Messenger RNA from Brachypodium distachyon (stiff brome), 1352 nucleotides. RefSeq lists its product as uncharacterized. The coding region runs from base 146 to 1108 and encodes 320 amino acids. The transcript is spliced from 12 exons. The record is from RefSeq and is a predicted model, not a curated record. Lineage: Eukaryota; Viridiplantae; Streptophyta; Magnoliopsida; Poales; Poaceae.